ACCUACUAGCUAAAGCUUCAUGGUAACUGGUAAGUGACAAUAGCGCGGUUUUUUUUUUAAAUUCUGAAUAUAAAGUUUUUAUCUGGAUAAUGUAUAAUAUCUAUGAUUAUGGAAUAAUACUGUUACGUAUAUCACUUUACUCUAUGGUCUGUGGUAUAUCGGGUUAAAGGUCUGUGGUACUGUGUAGUAAAUAAAAGGUUUUUUAUAAACGUUCAGAAAAAAUCUAAAAGAUAUUUAGUCUUGGCGUAAAAUGUAAAUAUCGUCGAUUAGUAGCUGUGAUUACUUAAAGCAAUCGAUAAGAAUGAAUUACUUCAGGAUCAAACAAUAACAUAAUUUUGUAAUUCAAAGACAGACAGAAAAAUAAGUGGAUUGGCCUGUGUUUUUGUAAACAAUUCUUAUUUUGCUGAAGUUUUGAUUUUCUGAUGUUUGAAAAUUAACUUCAAACAGUUAUCAUCAAGAUUAUUUUAGUUGAGGUCUUUGUAAUCAAGCCAUUUAUGUAAUAAAUUAUAAAUACCUCACGGAACAAAUUUGUUUUACACAUACACUCUUCUUCUUUUGAUUUAUGACUUUAAAACAUACUCUACCCUCAAUACAAACAUGGAAACUCGAGAGUCCGACAGAGAUGCUGUGCAAAAUCGUAAGAUACUCUUUGAUACAGCAAUAGCAUGUGCCAAAAAUGGAAAAGUAUUGUUCAUAUUACCUGAAGAGUUGAAUGAACUACCACAGUUGUCCCAGGACUUAAACCAAGUAGACAGACAUUAUUUGAAAAUGAUAAUUUUCCUUUACGCACCUAACUCAAAGUCACUCCUAGAAGGGGUUGCCUCAUUACCAAAUUGGCAAAAUAUCCCAUCAACAAUCAUUUUAGAUGAUCUAAGUGCAUACUGUAACAACAACAAAUUCCAAAAUGCAUGUGGUGUUGCUGCCCUUCUUACUGACACAGCAUAUGCAUGUUCAAGAUCUUUAAAAUCAACAUGUAGAGUGUUUAUUUCUGUUGAACAAAAUGUAUUGAGUGAACGUAACUGCAAAACACUUCAGGAGUUAUAUGAAAUUUCUGAUGUUGAAUAAGCUGUCUUAACUACCUCCAAAGAAUUAUUCAAUACUCUGUUCAAUUAUUAUUGAUGGUAAUAAAAUAUAAAUUCAA
This is a messenger RNA of Pararge aegeria (speckled wood butterfly), 1141 nucleotides long. RefSeq lists its product as uncharacterized. Gene Ontology annotation, cellular component: Shu complex. The record is from RefSeq and is a predicted model, not a curated record. Bases 598 to 1065 code for a protein of 155 amino acids. Gene Ontology annotation, molecular function: single-stranded DNA binding. Lineage: Eukaryota; Metazoa; Arthropoda; Insecta; Lepidoptera; Nymphalidae. Gene Ontology annotation, biological process: double-strand break repair via homologous recombination. The transcript has 2 exons.